Cydia pomonella (codling moth) is the source of this 1399-nucleotide messenger RNA. RefSeq lists its product as uncharacterized. Bases 1 to 1251 code for a protein of 416 amino acids. NCBI's taxonomy places the organism in Eukaryota, Metazoa, Arthropoda, Insecta, Lepidoptera, Tortricidae. The transcript has a single exon. The record is from RefSeq and is a predicted model, not a curated record.
AUGACGGACGUAAUAAAAUGCAACUCGUGCAAUAUUGUAAUAGACGAAUUAUUGGCUUACGUGCAAAAUAAAGUGUCGAUAAUUGACGCGAUAACACUUGUGCGAAUAUGUAAAUCCGCGUUCACUAGUGACGAAAUCAAGAAAUCUAAAUCCUUGUUGUUUGAUUCCAUUUCAACGGAUGCUCGUAAAAUUACCAGGAAGAGUAAGGGCAAGGAGGAACGUGAUCUUGUGGAUAUAAUAAAUGUGUUUAGGUCGACAGAACCAGAUGUGGUCCCUAUAUUUGUCGCGCGGCAACUUGAACGUCUACCGCCGAUUCUUUUUAACAGCCUAGAUUGUACCAAAUUAUUAAAAGAUAUGUUGAAGAUGCAAAACGAUUUGGACGAAAUUAAAACGUCAUAUGUGACCCUUCAACAACUAGACAGGCUAAAAGAAGAACUCCAAGUGGCCAAAAAUAAUUAUUUGCCGCCUUCGUCGAUAUGUAACGUAAAUACGAAACGAGGGGCCUGGGCUGUUGAUACUUUUGACAGUGGACCUAUGGGCAUUUUACAGUGUAACUCGACGGUUAUAGAAAACUGCGAAGUGGCUAAACAAGUGCCGGGACAUGAGAGUGCAAACAGAAGUAUUUUGCAGGAGGGUGUGCCGAGAUCUUUGCAUGACUCAUCAGCUUACCAACGGUCGAGCGUCGAUAAGGUCGAAAGUGCGCAUGCAUUGAUCGCAGAUACCGCACAAACUCACGCUACCGCUACACCGAUGCCGCCGGGCGAACGUCAGCUGAUCCAGGACGUAAACAUAGCUAUCGGUACAGCGGAUAACGUCUCUUCAAUUAUAAGUGUGCCGAAUAACGAUGAAGGAUGGAAUUUAGUGCAAAGGCGUUCUACACGUACAUCGAAAUAUCGUUUACAGGGAAAGUACGGAGUCGCGACGGGCCUACAGUGUAACUUUAAAGCCGCAGAAAGAAAAGUUCCGCUUCUUAUAACGAAUGUACAUAAAGACACGACGCGGGAGGACGUAAUGCAGUACAUACGCAAGCAAACCAACGAUACUGUGUUCUUACGAGAAAUACAUACCAAAAACAGACGGGACUAUAAGGCGUUUAAAAUGUUCGUAUCUGAGAAUAAACUGCAUAUGUACUUAGAUGAGAAAAUAUGGCCCGAAAAUAUUAUUUUCAGACGGUUCGUUAAUGAUAAGUACAAAUAUCCGAACAGAGUUAACUCUGACGUGGCUGGCAUGGACAAAGAAAAUAAUAAAUAGCUGUGAUAAUAAUAGUACUUAUAGUUGUAAGUUUGCAAGUUUUAACUGCAAGUCGGUAAAACGUUCCAUAAAUGGAGUGAGAGAAUUAUGCCGUACAUGCGACGUGAUUGCGUUACAGGAAAUAUGGCUGAUGAAAGAAGAAAUUCCU